AUCUUAAAUCAAAUUAAUCUGAGCAAUUGACGCUGUUUUUUAGACUUCUUUUUAAUGAUUUAACUUCAUGACUCAAAGAGCUGCUGCUAUGGCAUUGUGCAUUUUGUAGGCGAUAUCUUGCCAUAUAAAUCAUAUCUAGACUGGCUUUUAUUUUUUCCCUGAGACAAUGGCAAUUCAAUUGAUAUCGAAGCCACCCAGAUUGAUUCAGCUUCCAUUAACAACCCAUCAGCACUUGGAAACCCUUCCUUCUUCUCGUUCUGCAAUCAAUACUAGAAAAUUUGCCAUUUUCUGUGCCGGCCCACUGGAAACCCCAGAUAAGAGUCUUGUGACGCAACUCCUGGUUAACAAAUAUGAGUUUACAGAGAGAAGCAUAAGAAGGGCGCUGAGACAUUGCCCCAAAAUGCUUCAUUCAACAUCAACGCAGAAUUUGGAACAAGUACUAGAAUUACUGGAGAGCUACGGUUUGACCCCUCUUCAAAUCCGAAGAGUCGUCGUUUGCAAUCCUAGAUUGUUUGAAUUAAAUCCCAAGAAAAACAUUAAGCCCAAGCUUAGCUUCCUUAAGACUAUUGUCAAGGAAAAGGAUAUCCCCAAACUAAUUUCAUUGAAUCCAAGACUUUUCAACUUGAGUCUUGAGCCUAGGCUUAAAAAUGCAGUUUCAUUUUUGCAAAAAUGCGGUUUUGAGGGCGAGGAAUUGUCCUUCAUGGUGGCCACAGUGCCCAAGCUGUUGACAGUUUCAGAGGCAAAUGCUGUGAGAUUAUUUAAUCAAGUAGAGGCUUUUGGCCACAAGAAAGGGUCGCCCAUGUUUGCGGUUUCUUUGCGCUCCCUUAUGGGAAUUAGUAAUGAUUAUUUAGAGAAAAAACUCUGUUUUUUGUACCGUUUAGGGUUUUCGAAGGAACAGGUGCUGGUUUUGUGUCGGCGGAAACCUCAGAUUCUGGAGUUUUCGAGGGGAAAGAUGAAGAGAAAUGUAGAGUUUUUGGUAAAUUAUGCAGGGCUUCCAUUGAGUGAGAUUGUGAAAUACCCCCAUUUGUUGGCAUACAGCUUGGAAGCAAGAAUAAUCCCCAGACAGAGAGUAUUUGAAGCGUUAAAGUCUAUGGGAGCGAUAAAGAGAACAAAGAGUUUUCCUCAGAUUGUCAUGUUGAAUGAGGAACGUUUCAUGGAGAAGUAUGUCAUUUCAAAUGCCAAAUCAUCUUAUUUGCUAAAUGUGUUCAAAGGGAAAAACGAUACCGAGUUUGCUGAUAGGCAGGAAUAUCUGAUGAGCAUGGUAGAAAAUGAUUACCAGCUUCAGUAUGAUUUUUUCUAGGUGCUAUGUUUCAAAGUAGCCUGGUGAUGGAAGAAACAGAUUACAGCAAUGUAGAUUUUCACAGUUUUCUUCUUUCUUGCCGCAAGCAAAUUCCAUUAUAGCAUCAAAGGCAUGCAGCUGCAGAUGAUCAUGUUAUAAGAACGAGACAUAAGUAUGGAAUCAAUUUAAUGAUCGUUCUACGGAAGCUGAGGUGACUUGCUACAGUGCUUCACUAAAUUCAGGUUGCCUCUUUAUGGCAACCUUUGCUCAUCAUGGGAGAUCUUGUCUGUGAAAGACAAAAAAUGAAUUCGCUUGAUAAACCAGACGCAUCAGUUACCUGUUACUUCCACUCACAAUGCGUUUGAUUCCAAUCAUGGAAAUGAGAGGUUUUAACUGUGCUCUUAAUGAUGCCUACUUUAUUAUUUUCAUGGGAUGGACAUUACAUAUUUUUAUGAUCUUUUGGUUGUGUUGGCUUACAAGUUCAUUAAAUUUCCUUCUUGUGAGUUUUCUCUUAUCACUCUUCUCUAUUCUUUAAUGGCCUCGCAAUCCAUAUCCCAAUAUAUAGUUGUAAGAGUUUUUAUGAUCAAGUUCAUUAAAUUUCC
This is a messenger RNA of Cryptomeria japonica (Japanese cedar), 1881 nucleotides long. Its product is annotated as transcription termination factor MTERF8, chloroplastic. Gene Ontology annotation, biological process: chloroplast organization; regulation of DNA-templated transcription. NCBI's taxonomy places the organism in Eukaryota, Viridiplantae, Streptophyta, Pinopsida, Cupressales, Cupressaceae. Gene Ontology annotation, cellular component: chloroplast. The transcript is spliced from 2 exons. Gene Ontology annotation, molecular function: double-stranded DNA binding. The record is from RefSeq and is a predicted model, not a curated record. The coding region runs from base 167 to 1300 and encodes 377 amino acids.